GUUCUUCGACUGAUUUUCACAAAGUCUUGGUAUCUGUAACGCAGAAGAAGAAAUCCACUUUAAACUUAAAGAUGUUGAAAUUUACUUGCUUGUUGUUAAUUGUCGCUUUGAUGUUGCAAGUCAGCCGAGCUUGGGACGAAGGUAACAAUAAUGAAGAAGAACAACUAGCGGCCGCUCGACAACAAUCCGACGAAUACUUCGCAAAUGCUUUCGGAUACACUUCCAAUCCUUGGGAUUCCGCUUACUAUCAGCCAAGCACUCCAGAAUAUUUCGGUUCAAUCCAGGGUCGAAAUCCCGUAAUCAGAACAAGUGUUCAUCCAUUCAGCAAGUACUUCGUCGCUAAUUUAGUUAAAACAGAAAACGAUGAGGAAGAAAACAACCAAGCGGAAGGACGUCUUGGUGGUCUGGGUGCUAAUUUGAUCAACACGGGCCUCUUCAACAAUCGAUUCACCCCCGCAAACACUUGGAGACCCUUUGCAAAUUUAGCCAACCGGAUUCCCAUUUCUUACAACCCCAACUAUGACAACCCGCUUGAUACCUUCGACGCUUGUACGUCACCCAGUGGCGACGCCGGAAUCUGUGCCCCAGGAAACAUCUGCUCGUUAUUCGGUGGACGGCCAAGCGGAUCCUGCAUCCUGGGAAAAGUCUGCUGCAUUAACUCGAUCAGCACUUGUGGAGGAACUGUUACCUUAAACAACACGUUCUGGCAAUCUCCUUCCACUGCCGUGAGUGCUCCUUCCACUUGCGCGUUGACUGUCCGGAUGGACACUAAAUUGGUGGAACAGUUGAAGAGGCCCAUUUGCCAAAUUCGGCUGGAUUUCGUAUCCUUUACCAUUGGGGGACCGUCAACAACAGGAACAACAAUCGGAACUUGCACGGAUACUUUUACGGUUGGUGGAUCAACUACUACGGCACCAACUAUUUGUGGAGUUAACUCUGGACAACACAUGUACCUUGACAUCCCGUCAUCAGCCGUUACCCCGAGCAAUGUUCAGCUCAUGUUCAAUUUUGCAGCUGGAACAACAACCACUCGCGGAUGGAAUAUAAAAAUCGCUAUGCUCCCUUGUGGUGCUAGAUAUCUCGCUCCGACGGAUUGCCUUCAAUAUUUCACAGCUUCUACGGGCAGAGUCAAGUCAUUCAAUUGGCAAGACGCCGCAGGUGCCCUGCAACUCAACAAUCAAAACUACAACAUUUGCUUCCGGACGGAACUGGUUUCCUCACAGAGAGCAACCCAAAUGUGCGUCUCAGUUUGUACUGGACUCACGAUUGGCGACGCUUUUUCUAUAACCACGGUAGCUCCCAUUGCCGCUGCCGACGUAGGCAGUGCCACUGUAACUGCCUUCGUCAAUUCUCUUUCUGCUGUGGGUACAACGUUUACCAAUAAUGGAGUUACUACUGCCGUUUGUCUGUACGAUUUCCUGCUCAUCGCUGGUGGAAGAGACGCAAAUAAUGUCGAGCAAGAUCGUUACUGCGGUAAUGCACUGAAUCCAGUCCCCAUCAAUACACCUGCUACUGCUGCAGCGGCAGCGGCAGUGGUCCCUGCUUUGAACCCUGCUUUCGCUGGUCCAGCAGCCGGUGGACUGCCCAACAGUGUACAAGUGUGCACUUCCAUCAGACCAUUUAGGAUGACAUACCGAACCGAUAGUCAAGAAACGACAGUGCCUGCGGUUGUCGCGUCCAAUACGAUUGGAGCGGGUCCCGAUACUGGAAAUACUGGAUUCUGUCUCGACUAUCAAGAACGAUAGACAAUCUGAAAUCAAUUUCCCGACGUCUCGUCUGAGAUUAACUUUCCACUCUAUUGAUGACCCUUUCAAUGUUAGAAAUCUUAGUUGUGGCCUUUUAGUGAGUUCUCUGAUUAUGCAGUGAGCAUUUCUUUAUUUAAUUUUCCGCUUUAGUUGUUUCGACCAUAUUUUCUAGAAAGCGCUAUCAAAUUUGAUUUUCGUUUUAAUUUAAUUAUUUAUUCUUAGAUGUGUUUGGACAUGCGUUUGAAGUGAAUCAGUUUUGAUUUCGUGUGGAUGACUAUUCAAAUUUCUUUUGAUAAUGUGCUUGACCACACCCAAAAAUUAAAAUUGAUUCACUAAGAAGAAUCACCCUUAACUGGCGAAAUAUUUAUCAAUCUAAAAAGAAAUGCUCAGCUCGUCCAAUUUAAAAUAAACAGCUUUUACCACUUUA
Messenger RNA from Daphnia pulex (common water flea), 2172 nucleotides. RefSeq lists its product as uncharacterized. The record is from RefSeq and is a predicted model, not a curated record. NCBI's taxonomy places the organism in Eukaryota, Metazoa, Arthropoda, Branchiopoda, Diplostraca, Daphniidae. Bases 72 to 1745 code for a protein of 557 amino acids. The transcript is spliced from 9 exons.